AAACCAAAUCAAACCAAACACACCCUAACGUAGCAAUCCAACGCAAAUCAACAACAUAUCCCCCUUUUGUUUGCUAUCGAAAACAAAAGAGAACCCCCCUUCUCUCUCGUUCUCUUUCCAAACAUUAUUUUAUCUACAAAAUUCUCAAAUAGAUCAUCAUCAUCAUUACCCAUCAAUCAAUUCAAACCCAUAUAAAAUGUUGUUUAUAUAUCAAUUAGGCUUUGGUUAAUCUUUCAAAGUAUCCAUCUUUUCCAUCAAUUUUCUCCAAUUAACAAAACCCUUUUUCUUGAUCCUAAAUCACAACACACAAAAAUACAUAUACAAAAAUCCCUAACUUUUUUUAAUCUUGUAAUCAAAUGGGGUUUUUUAGUUGAAUAUAAAGUUACAAUCUUUGUUGUUAGGUUGUGUUUUUGGGCCAAAAAUUUUUAGUUAAGAAUUUGUAGCUUUGAUAGUUAGAUUUUUGAUUAGGAGUGAAAAUGAGCUUAGAAAUUGAAGAUGAUAGCUUAGUUAUGGAAGUUUCGGCAUCAGUUAGAGAACCCGAAAAGAAGGCAAGAAUUUCAUAUAGUAGAGAUUUUUUACUUUCUUUUAGUGAUUUGGAAAUCUGUAAGAAGUUGCCGAAUGGAUGCGAUCAGUCGGUCUUAAGUGAACUUGAAGAUAGUGUUAAAGAACAACAGCCUAGAACUCAUGGGGGUAUACCGAUACAAGGUUUUCGUCGUAAUGAUUAUAGCUCUUCACCACCUACUCGGGGUAAUUCGAUAAGUUAUGGCAGAUGGGAUAGUCGGUCUUCUGGAUGGAGUGAUAAAGAUAGCGAUACACAAUCUGAGGUGGAGCCAGAUUCUGGAAGGCGUGGUUUUGGAAAUCAAUCUCGACGACCUUGGCAGAACUCUGAGCAUGAUGGUCUUCUUGGUAGUGGUUCUUUUCCAAGACCCUCUUCAUUUACGGGUGGCACCUCUGGUCCAAAGGGCUCCACAAAUGAACAACAUCAUCUUAAUAGGAGUAACGAGGCAUAUCAGCCACCCCGUCCUUUCAAGGCCGUGCCACACACCCGUCCGAACACCCAUGACUCGUUCAAUGAUGAAACAUUUGGUUCCAGUGAGUCUACAAGUCAGGACAGAGCAGAAGAAGAAAGAAAGAGAAGAGCUUCUUUUGAGUUGAUGAGGAAGGAACAGCAAAAAGUGCUACAAGAAAAACAGAAAUCAAGUGCAAAUAAGCUUAAAAGUGACGACUUUAGCGACCUCAUCUUAGAGGAGAUCAAGGAAGAAGUGCUUGAAUUGAAUUCUGCAGUUCAAUCUGUUCCGAAGGAUGAUCCUGGGAAAUCAUCAAUUCUGUUGCAGUCUUCCAAACCCCGACCACUUGUACCACCGGGAUUUAAAAGCACAAUUUUGGAGAAGAGUUCAACCACAAAACCAAUCUCUUUUACUGACAAAGAGCAGAAUCCUAAACCUGGAAUAGAGGAAAUCCAUUUGCUUGCCAAGGGCAACCACACUCAAAAUGGAACUCUAGAUAACCAGGUUAUGGGAAUAUCUGGUUUUCCAGAUGCCCACGAAGCUGUCGAUGGUGAAGUUUUUCAACUUAUGGCGAAUAAAAUUACUGAAAAUAAAAUUCUCAGCAACUCCGGUCAGGAAAGUACAACAUCCAUCCUUGGGAAAUUUUUUGGCAGCGGUCCGACAAUUAAAGAUGGUGGUUCUACAGGUCUUCUUGAGCAGAAGAGUAAGUCAGACGAUCCUUUGAGUCCCCACAAUGUUCAAUCUUCUAGAUUUGCUCAGUGGUUUAAUGAGGAUGAAAAGAAACCACUGAAUGAUAUCUCAUCUAACAGACCCAAUGACUUGCUUUCAUUGAUUGGUGGUGGCGACAAAGGUAUCAUAUCUACUGACCCAAUUGCACCAGAAUUAUCCUACCAGGGAUUUGGAAUUGCCAAGACGCCCUCAGACUCCAUCCAUUUGUACAACAAUUUUAGGCAAGAGCCUGCACCUCCAGUUGCUGCAGUGCUUACUUGUGAAGACCUUGAACAGACUAUAUUGUCAGAAUAUAGUGAAAAAAGUUUGAGUUCGCAGCCACCAGUUACCAAUUGGAAUGUAUCUGGCCAAGAAAACGUGGAUGCUAGAGUAGUCGACAAUCGUGCAACCAAUCACUUGCUGUCAUUGUUACAGAAAGGAACUAGCGUUGAUGAUACCUCCAAUACAAAUGUUGAGUCAUUGGAGGACCAUCAUCACAAGUUAAAAGACGCUAAUCAGGAAGGUAGUUUGAGUCAGAAUCUAUCACUUGAAGCACUUUUUGGGACUGCUUUCAUGAAAGAGCUGCAGUCAGCUCAAGCACCUGUUUCUGCCCAGAGGGGCUCGGCUGGGUCUGCUAGAAUUGAUAUGUUUGAGUCUCGUGAGCUAUCUGUCCCGGUGAUGAAUGGCCCUUUGUCUUCUAGUGUGGAUGGAAUAGGACCUAACAUGAAACUGCCUACCAGACCAGAAGAAGGUGAAAGCUGGUUAAACUUUGAUGGUCAACGUGCCGAUGCUGACCCGUUAGAGAUCCAAAGGGGAUUGCCCAGAUUGGGUAAGCAAACCGUUGGGAUGGGUGAAAUCCAGCUGCCUGAAGAGGAAAGCUUGAUUGCGGUUGCUGAUCCUGCAAAUACCUAUAACCAAAAUAUAGGCAAAUUGUUACCUUCGGAUGUGGCAUUUGAUAUAUCAGAGAAACUGGCGGCCCUUAAUUCUGGUUUUAGAGGUGGUCAGGAAGGUAGUCGCUUUGUUCGUGGGCCCUAUGAUAUAUUGGACCCUGAAAGACAAUUUAAUAGUAAUCUUCAUGGCCAGGCUUCAUCUCCUCAAAUGCAUGCAGCCCAGAUGAAUCAUAAUAGGCGGCCAAUGUUUCACCCUAUAGAUCCUAUGAAUUCCCAGAUGAGAUAUCCCGAGCAUCUUAAUCAACAAUUUCCAACUCGUCCUUUUCAGCACCCAGAUGCUAGGGUAACUGGUUUUGAUGUUCCUGUUCAUCCUCAAAUGUUGCCUCCUCAAAUGCGGAUGCAAGGAAAUUUUCCGCCAAAUCAAUUGCUGCAUGAUCUUUCUAGACCAUUGCAUCCUAACAAUCAGACAUCCAAUUUUAUGCCAGAUAGGGAAGCAAUGCAUGGAUUUCCAUUCGCUCAUCAACAGACCAACAUUGGGGGGCUCGGUAUGCCAUUACCUGUUCCAGAUGGUAGCAGCGGAAGCAACCAUCCUGAAGCAUUUCAGAGGAUGAUGGAGAUGGAACUGAGGGCCCAGUCAAAGCAACAUAGCCAAGGGGUGUAUGGGGGGCCUGAGCUGGAUAUGGGUUUCCGAUACAGAUAGAGGGUAAGCAGAUUAUAUCAUAGGCGUCAUAGUUGAGUCAUGUACAUGGGAUGUUUUGUGCUACCUGAAUCCAUUUGUAGCUGCUGAGUGUGUCCAGGUUAGCGUUGUGUUUGUUACCGCUACUUUGGAACCUGAAGAAAACAGUAACGUGGAACUUGUUUUCUGGCAGUCUUUUUUGUGAUUUUAGAUUGUUGGACUAAAGGUUUCUUCUUGUUAAGGUUCCAGCCUUCGAUACCAUCAAGAGAUUUGGAAUGUAGAUGCAUGAGAUUUUAUGUUGUAAUGCAUAUUUACUUACAGGUUA
Molecule: messenger RNA, 3606 nt
Organism: Erigeron canadensis
Lineage: Eukaryota; Viridiplantae; Streptophyta; Magnoliopsida; Asterales; Asteraceae
Exons: 10
Coding region: 477-3305 (942 amino acids)
Source: RefSeq, a predicted model, not a curated record